Molecule: messenger RNA, 930 nt
Organism: Dissoconium aciculare CBS 342.82
Lineage: Eukaryota; Fungi; Ascomycota; Dothideomycetes; Mycosphaerellales; Dissoconiaceae
Exons: 1
Coding region: 85-672 (195 amino acids)
Source: RefSeq, a predicted model, not a curated record
CAGGCUCUCUCUACCGACACUGGUAACAGUGGGAUUGCGUCGUCCAUUCCGCCCCCAUUGAAGAUUCCUCCCUCGCGAGCCAGGAUGACCCUCGCUGCUCGCUUGGAGAAGAAGAAACAGGAAAAGGAAGCCGAGGGCGAUCCCGAUGCUGCGGACAAGGCUGCCGUCGAUGCUGCCAGCACGCUGCCGGAGGAGCCGCGUGAUGUUGGCCCUGGCGUGCUAACACUUGGCGAUGGAACAGCGCAAGAGGGGCUACAAUUGCAACCCACUGGACUGCGAGUGCUCGGAGUUGUGUCCGGCGCCGGCCAGCAUUCUGGACGUUUCUCGAAUGAUAGCGGCUCCGAUGAUUCGUCUGAGCUCGACGAGGACGAUGCUGGGCGCGAUCACACAUCUUCGAGGCCCGAGGGCGAUUAUGAAGACGAUGAUGGCGACCAGUUCGGCGGUCUCAUGAUGAAGCGCCGAACCAAGGGCCGCCGCCCGAGCACGACCGAGGCCAAGGAGCGCAAGCCGUUAGACGAUGAUGACGACGAUGAGAAGCUCGAUGCUGCUAUUGGCAGCCGGUAUGCUCUCCACAGUAACGAGGGACCCUUCGCGGACAACCCGGAGGAUGAUGAUGACGACGAUAGCAGCGAUGACGGCAUCGUGGAGAUUCGGACACGGCGAACGAGUUAACGGAUAUUAUUUCGCAUUCACGAACUUCGAUUGAGACCACGACUAUGAAAUGGAUUAUGGGAAUAGACAGGUGGGACGAGGGGAAGUCCUCGAGGCGUUUUCGUGUUUCCAACAAUACCACAUACUUAGGUGACUUCUGAAUCGCCAUUCCACACUUUCAAUCCCUAUGUUGAUCAAGAACGAGCGUAUUGAUAUUAUAAUCUGUGCCGACCGGGAAAUGAUGUAUCACAUUCCGACUAGUAAAUGAGCGCCCUUCGG